This is a messenger RNA of Lolium perenne, 2126 nucleotides long. The record is from RefSeq and is a predicted model, not a curated record. NCBI's taxonomy places the organism in Eukaryota, Viridiplantae, Streptophyta, Magnoliopsida, Poales, Poaceae.
CGCUUGAUGGGCCGUGAGGAACUGACUCAGACUUGUGCCUCCGGCUAAAAUCCAACCAAAACCCUCGCGCGACCAUGGCCACCGGCGCCGCCGCCGCCGCCGGCCACGGCGGCAAGGACCGACUCAACGGCCUCCACGACGACCUCCUCCACCAAAUCAUCUCCCAUCUCCCCUUCACGGACGCCGCCCGCACCUCCGUCCUGGCCUCCCGCUGGCGGCACCUGUGGCGCUCCACCCCGCUCGCCAUCGACGAUGCCCACCUCCCCGUGCCCGCGCGUGCCACUUCCGCCGUCGCUCGGUUCCUGGAAGAGCAUCCGGGCCCCUUCCGCACCGUCCGCCUCCGUCACUGCAGGUUCGCCUCCCUGGACCCUACGUGGCCGCGCCUCCUCGCCGGCAAGGGCACCCUGCAGGAACUCGCCCUCCACAACAAGGUCGGCAAGGUCCAGCCGUACCCCGCGCGCCUUCCGGCCGAGAUCCUCCGCUGCGCGUCGCUCCGAUGCCUCUCCCUGGCCUUGUGGGAGUUCCCCGGCGACCUCUCCGGCGGCGCGGACAUCAUUCUUCCUCAGCUCCGGGUGCUCGAAUUGAUAAAUAUUUACAUUAGCAAAGAGGACCUGGACACAUUGCUGGCUUUCAGCCCCGUUCUGGAGACCCUUACGGUGCGUGGUCCUUGGGCUUUCCGGAGUGGAGCAUUUUGGAAUUACCACAAGGGCAAGCGCUUCCAUCUCCGCAGCCAAAGCCUCCGGUCCGUGGUCCUUGGGCUUUCCGGGGUGGAGCAGUUUGAAGUGACGGACGCUCCGGUCUUGGAAAGCCUCAUCUUGAAGGAGCAGUCUGCUGCUGGAGGUGAUGAUGGUGGGAGCAUCAGCAUAGCUUUCGCACCCAACCUGCGGGUUCUGGGCUACCUGGAGCCAAGAGUUCACACGCUGCAGAUCGCUGGUAAUGUGAUCAGGUCUGACACUGUAGCGAGCCCAAGCGUUGUGGUUCCAGGUCUCAAGAUAUUGGCCUUGAGAGUGAAUUUCCGUGUCUUACGAGAGGUCAAGAUGCUGGCCAGCUUCCUCAGAUGCUUUCCCAACAUCGACACUCUGCGUAUCGAGUCUGCGCUGCAUGAUCCAUCUGCGAUUCACUAUGGUGUCACUAGGGAGCAGCAUGCUGAGUUAUGGCAGGAGGCCAGUGCACUUAAGUGCUCGAUAUCGCACCUCAAGAGGAUGGUUUUCCACAAAUUCAGAGGGCAUCCAAAUGAAAUCGAAUUCCUCAAGUUCAUCGCGACGGAUGCACAUGAGCUGGAGUCUUUGCUGCUUGUGCCGCUCAAAGGAAGUUUUACUUCAGCAGCCCAGAUUAUACAGAGCUUGAUUGGCAUCCGGUUCUGUGAGCCAUGUUUUCCCCUCGUGUGAUAAAGCACGGGAGAUCCCCUGGAGUCAGUACAGCAGCAUGAGGAACAGUGGCGAAGCUAGAAGAUUAAACCAUUGGGGUCAGCUCCUUAUUUUAGGUGUAAUCUUCCACUAAAUUUGCAAUGAGAGACUAAAUUAGGACGUUAAUGAGAGACUAAAUUUGCAAUGUCCACAGUUUCGAGCGUGGGCCUCUAAAGUGCUGGUAGUGUCGCCUAAAAUGGACAUUGCUCGGAACUUGCAGAAAGCAUCCAACCUUACCAUUGACGACCUUUUUUGUUACUGAAUGCUUGGUUAAUUCACUACUGUAUGUUUACGUGGUCAAUCUGAGCAUUUUGGGAAAUCGAUGCCUGUACUACUGCAAGAUCUAGGAGUGCUUAAGUUUCAAGUUUCUACUAGCAUGAGUACAUUUAAGUAUCUAAGCAGAACUACCAAAAAGACUUGUGUUAUAUAUCUUGGCAUCUAAUGUCCUACAUUAUUGGUGAUAUAGAACAUCAAAUGGUUUACAUUUGGAGGCAUGCGUUCUGUUUAGACAGGGCAGAUUACAGCUACCAUUAGCAGAUGCUUGGUUGUUUUAGUUUCAACUACCAUUGUUGAUAUAAGUGUCUAAGCUGACAGAACUGUUGAAACUAACGUCCUGUAUUAGUAUUAUUUUUCAACAUUAAUCAUAUUUGAAUCACUGCUACAACAUCAAAUGGUUUACAUUUGGAGGCAUGCAUUCUAUUUAGACAGGGCAGAUUACAA